GGCUCUCCUCUCAUUCGCGUUUCAACCUUCUGCACAAACGGAGCGGCGCUCGAAAUCGAGGAUACGAAAGCAAACGCUCCCAGGCACCAACGCACCAUAGCACCCCGCAUAGGAAGUCUUGAAUUUGUGUAUCGCGCCGGCUGAUAAGCUGCUCCGUAAGCAACUUUUAUUUUCGGUGGCCCAAGUGGAGGCAGUGCGGCAGUGCCCGCUUCCAGUGCCAAAACAAUGCUCGUAACUGGCGCGUAAUUAACACACAAAAAGCUAAAAAGAAACCAAAAGCAAGCAGUAAGGCGGAUUUGUUUGCCAAAAGUGUUUCAUGUGCGUGAGAGCAAAACAGUGCCCGCAUGAGACACUGAGUGCGGAAAUGGAAAUGGCCUAGGGCCGCUCCCGAUUCACAAGCAAAUUACACACACCGCCCAUCGGCCACUCGGCGACAGCAGCAACAUGGCAGGUGAAGUGCCAGCAGCAACAUCGCCAGCAGGACGCAACACCAGCAACAUCGACAACAACAACCAGGAGAGCAGUCCCGAUCCCGUCCAGCAGCAGCUGAACUCCAGCGCGGACAGCGGGAUUGCGGUGCUCGAGGCGGAGUCCCCGACCUUGAGGAGGCGCCAGCGACUGCACCAGUGCCAGCGGAUCCUCCAGGUGUUGCAGCGGGACCAGCUCACCCACCAGCAGCUGCGCGAUAGAUUAAGCAAACUAGCCAAUAAGAAGUGGAGGAAGGAGGAGUCCAGCGAGGAUCACGCCUGCAACGUCUGCUGUGCGGACCUGGAUCUGAGCAGUGCCAAAAACUACGUGACAUGUUGCACCUGCGGAAAAUCGGUUUGCCGCGGUUUAAAAUGCGCCGACUGGCGGCCCAAGGACGCCAAGUGGGAGUGCCAGCUAUGCCAAAGCUCCAAGGAGUCGCUCGCCCACACCUCCUCGUGGGUGGCCGAGCAAAUGUCCUUCAACCAGCACAAGUUUGUCUAUCCGAUGAGGGCCAGGAGUGAGGUGUACAUACCGAUUGUGGGCGAUGGCAACGACAGCAGCAUGCAAUUCGAGAGCGUUAGCCAGAUUGGUCAUACCGCCCACAUGGACGAACGGGCCAAGAUCCGCGAAUACGUGGAGGAGAUUGUGGCCGAAAUGCUGGGCGGCAAUUUGGACCACGUCAAAGUGGGUCAGCUGUCCAAAAGUGAGAACUACUUGCAACUCUUUGAUAAAUUCCAUGCGAAGCUGAGUAACCUGCUUAUGAAUGUGGAAAACAGUUUGUGCGCGCGUGCGCUCAGGGGAGAUCUUCCGGCCAUCGUAAAUGGCCAUACCAACAAUAAUAAUAACAACAACAAUGCGGACUCCGAGCUGACCGACCUCUCGCAGACCCGACUACGCAGUCUCAUCGAGACCAUCAUAGCGGAGACCUUGCGGAGCUCCUCCCUGAGCGCCAGCGGAGCCGUCUCGGAGAUCAGCCUGGACACCAGAUCCCACGUCUCCGAGCUGGCCAACGGAAACGGGCUGAAGCGGCGCCAUCGCACCGAGCACUACUUCGAGCCGAAGGUCUACCAGGAUCUGCUGGCCACAGCGGUGCUAAAUAAGAUUGCGGACAAGGAAGGAAAUACAAGGCUGGCGGCGGAGAGCACGCCGGACUUGAGUGGUCGCCACAUUGACGAGAAUUUCAAUGCCGAAGCGCUGAGCACCACGUCCGGAAGCUCCAUUGAACCACGAAGUGAUUGCAGCCUCACCGACCAUGAAAUCGGACUGGAUAAUGGCAAGUCCCAGUCCCUGAAGACGGACUUGGAAAGGGAAUCUGUGCUCAGUGACUAUAUAGCCGCACACAUGGUGCCACUGCCAGACUUUUCAGCAUCCGUCACCGAAUCCGAGGAUGAUAUUGGAUCCAUCUCCUCGGGCAUGAUCGGUGAUGGAAACUGGGAGGACAACUGGCUCUUCAAGAAGAAACGCAGCUCGGCCACUCCGAGCAGCAUUGGCAUGCUAGUGCCGGCACCAAGGGAGAACGUACGUGCCCAGAUUGGGGAUAAGACCACCGACGAGGUGAGCGAUCUGUCGGAGAUGGGCUCGGACAUCGAGGAGAGCUCUCUGGAUUUGCUGCGAUGCAACGAUCUUAACGAUCGCCUCCUGAGCAAGCAUCUUAUUGGCGGCCAAAACACCAAGCUGGUCCUCGACGAGCUCGUGGAUCGCACCAGUCUCACGUCCCACACAUUGCUGGAGGAGAAUGAGCCGGCAUUCACAGAGACCACCAAUGAGUUCGUGGUGUCCCCGAUGGCAGUGCCUUCUGAUAUUAAGGCGCCAUCUCCAACGCCACCUCCUCCACCCAUGAUAUUCCAGGAUGACUUGUUGCACGAGGAGCCAGAGCACACUCCCAUUGCAGCCCACGGCGAAUCCGAGGAGCUGUCCAGCCUCGAUGGCUGCACUGGCUUUAGCACCGUCGAGUACAUCGAUGAGGGGCAGAUGCACGAUACUGUGCCAUCGGUGAUCGAGAUCCUGGCAGCCAUGGCGCUGGGACCCAUGCUAGCUGUUCCGGCAUCUGAACAGCCUGCUGGAAUGACGCCCAGUGAGAUGCACACCCUCAAAGAGCUGAGUGACUUGGCCCUCGCCGAGAUCAACGCUCGCACAGUGGACCUGGUGCACGCUCACUCACUGGACAUCAUUGAAGAGGAGUACACAGAGCCUUCAGAAGCUGGCCCAGAGCAAAACGUCGACUUCGUGCAACAUCCACCGCUCGAAGGGAUUACUUCUACUGAGCAAUUAUCCCCAGGAGACCAGGAGGGCGUUGUUCAAAUGGAUGUGCUACCACCUCCUCCACAAUUAAACCUUAUACCUGAGAUUGAACCGCCGCCGCCGCCAAUAGAACUGCCCCAAGAUAUCAAAUCCACUGCUUCGGAUCCUCAGAAUCCUGCAGAAGCUGUUCCCGAAUUAGCGACAGUAGAAGUUGUUUCGGAGAUGAAUACCGAUGAUAUUACUCCUCUAGAGAACGUGCAGAAUGUGCCAGAACUAACAUCUUCUUCGGAUAUUGUCCCGGAAGUCCAAUCUUACGUGGAAACAAUUAAAGUAGAUCCAACACCAGAAUCUGUUUCAUUGCCUGUGGAAACUGGACCAGAAAUACCAGUGAUUUGUGACGUUCCAGAUCCCGUUGUAAUUGAUUAUUCCGAGCUACACUCAGUGGAUCCACCAGAAGUUAUAAAUUUGGUUUCGCUGGACUUGGAACCGCCAAAGCCUUUGGAAUGCGUUCCUGAAACUGUGCAAACUCAAGAACAUCAGUUGAAUCACGGCCUGGAAACCAACUUCGACACAGGGGAUCCGACAGCAAAUUUACCAGACCCAAUUCCGGAAAUGAUUGCAGACCCCAUAGCAGCGGCACUCCCUGAGCCUAGUCUCAUACCUGUUCCUGUAGACAGUGGAACAGAAGUGGAUAAACUAGGAACUAUUGAAGUUGAUUCACAGAGCACAUCAGUCCCAAUCGAAACCGUUUCAGAACCAAAAAUAGUGGACCCGCAAUUGCCUGUAGACGCUGAUGACCUAACUCAAUCUGCUCCCGUGAACUCACCCGAGCCUCAAAACAUUGCAAUCGAUUCAUCGCUACCUUUAGAAGAAGCGGCACCCGUGCAAUCAACUCCUAUAGAAGGUGCUACAGUGGAUUCGCCACAAUCUGUGGACACGGAACUCCCAGCAGCCGUGGAAAAUUCGGUCUCUGUAGGGAUUCUUAGAGAGAAUGUCGAUGUGAAUGUCUGCGAAACUGUAGAUGUCCCAAUUGAGACAGACUCCAUCGCAGGAACCCAGCCACAAGCUGAAGAAACUGUUGUCCCACCAGCUUCUGUGGAAAUAGAUUCAGAAAAUCAGCCAGUUGCAUUAGAUGUCAAUGCUGCAGAAUCGCAAGCCAUUUCAGAAGAAGGUAUAUUGACAAUUGAAACGAUAAGCCCACCAUUUCCUACUGAAGUUGCCCUACAAGUGAAGUUUGUUGGCGCGGAGACUUCAGUGUCUGAAGGAGUUACAGAAUCUGCCCCAGUUGAACCAUCAAAUCCCGUAGAGCCAGAUAGCUCAUCUGAUUUCCGUGAAUCAGAUCCUCAAACAAAAAUUGCGAAUCUGAUUACACCAUCUUCAGAAAUAGUUCAACUCGAAAAUAACCCGUCAAUUGAACUUCAAGAUGAACUUCAAGAACUUACAGCGUCUCAAUCGAUUCCAGAGUCGGAAUCUUGUGCAGUGGAUCCCCAAGCAGAACAGCCCGUUGCAGUUAAUCCCCUACCGGACAUAGAAGUUGUUUCGGACGUAGUUGCUUUGGAACCCCCAUCGCUUGAGGAAACUGACCCAGAAACACAAGCCAUGGCAAUAGAAAACCCUGAGCCUAUGGAAAUGAUACCAACAAGAUUAGCUGAAGCGGAGUCCAUCGAUACGGAAAACGAAAUUAAUCCGGAAAAUCUUAUUGAGCAGCCAGCCAUGUCAGUAGAACCACAACCGACGGUUCCAAUGGAUGCUACACACGCUAUAGAAAACGUUCAAGAAAUACCGUGCAAUACCUUAGAUUCGGAAGCCACCACUGAAUUACCAAUAGAAUUGGUCGACAUGGGACUCCCAGUAUCUGUAGAAUUCCCUGCACAAUCUGAAUCUGUUGGUGCUGUUUCCCUAUCCGGGUUUGUAUUGGAUACCCAGUCACAAUCACUGGAACAACCAGAGCACGUGGAAAAUGCAGCUCAUAUAGAAAUUGAGGAAAUGGUAUCUCAAGCACAUGUGGAGAUUGUUCCUACUACAACAGAAGAUUUUCUCCAAGCUGAAUCCGUAGUGGAAUCCGUUGAACCUAUCCCAGCAGGAGAUGAAGUGCAACCCAUAGUAUAUGCAACAGCAGCUCUACAGAUAGCACCUAUUCAACAUUCGGAUACUUAUUCUGAGCAAGCGGAAAAAGAUACCGCCGAGCCAGUGGAAGUGGGUUUGGACACACAAAAUGUGGCUGUCCAAAGAACAACGUCUGUUGAAAAAACUCCUACGGCUACGGAUGGAGCAUCAACAGAACUGCCUGUUCCUCCCGAAACGGAUUAUGUAACUGCAUCUCUCGCAGCUGAAGAAAUUGAAGCAAAUGAAGCUAUACAGAUGCAAUCGGUCACUGAUGCCACACUCCCUGAAGAAACUGUAACGGUCGAAGUAAAAGUGCCAGAGCCGGUGGACCUUAUUCAAGAAUCAAUAUCUGCGGAAAAAGGUGAAAAUCCACCAGAGACCCAGUCCGAAUUUCUUGAUGUUGAACAUACACCACAUGAGGAAGUACUAACCGAAUCCUUAGAAAAAGAUUCACAAAAAAGCGCUGAUGCAGUGGAUCUGCAAGAAGAUAGUACGGAAGCCGAAGAAAAUGUGGAUCCUCUACCCACUACGGAAGUGGCCCCAGACAUAAUUGCAUCGAACCCCUCAUCGCAUGUGGAACUUAGCACAGAGAUACCACCAAUCCACGUUCCUUUGGAUAUUGUUCCGGAAGCAGAGUCAACCGUAGAAGAACAACAACCACCUGUGGAAAAACUAGAGUCCAACGUUGUGGACAGCGAUCCUGUAGUUAUUGAUCAGCCAGUUUCUGCAGAAGUUCUUCUCCAAGAUAAAGUUGCAUCAGCACCGCAACAAAUUCCAGAGAACAAAUCCGUCGAGGAGGAUUUACUAAACGUUAGUAUAGGAGCAGAAUCCGUUGCAAUGGAACCUAUUACGACUGCAGAUGGAGUGCCUGAGCAGAAUUCUCGCGCUGUGGAACCAAACCCUUCUACUCCAGCCACCCCAGUCGAAGUAAUAGCUUCUGAACCACUCGAUACCGUAGUUGAACCAGUUGCAGUGGUCCAGUCACCAACUAUAGAAGAUACAAUGCCGCAGGAAACAACACAAUCUGAUGCAUUGGAUUCAACUGGAUCCUUGGAAAUUAUCCAAGCUGAUCCAAAGGAACCAUCUGCUCAUGUAGAAAUCGUUUCCCAAAGCGAAGCUAGCGCUUGGGAUCCAGAAGAAUCAGCAAAAGAUACGACGCCGCUUGAACAGGAUUCAGUGGGUCAGGCAACUCAAGUCUCAGUGACUGAUUCUAUCGCAGUGGAAUCAUCUGUUCCUGUCAAGCGAAGCGAAGAUUCCCUGCCAUAUGUACUACCUGCUGAAGUGAAUCAACCCGCCCCUGAGGAAAUUCCUCUGAAUGAUUCUGUCGCAGUGGAACUAUCUGACCCUGUGGAGCGAGCCCUAGAUUCCUUAGAGAACACGGAUUUUGUGGCAGAGGCAGAAUCUGCAGGUGCAGAUAAUGAAAUCGGUGUGGACCCUGAAAUCAAUCAACUGGAAAAAGAAACUUCAGAGUUGAACUUUACUGCGUUAACGGUGGAAGAAUCGACGAGCAUCGAUGGGAAACCAUCAGUAGUUUUGGAGCCCUUAGAAACGAUUUGCCAAGCGGAAUCUACCAAUCUGGAUCGUGCAUUACCAGAAAUUCUUGUUGCUCAAGAUCAAUCAGUUCCUAAAUCGUUACCAACCAAUGUAACCAUACAAACACAACCUUCGGACUUGGAGACCCAACCGUCUACGAAACCUAUGCUAGAAACUGAAAAUGUGGAUGUAGUUGAGGUGAACCCAGUUGCCGUGGAUACUUCAGCGGUGGAGAGCUCGCUGGAAACUGAAAAAAGGGUUUUGAAAGCAGAGAGCAGCGAUGGAGAACCUUUAGCAGCUGCUGAGUCUGUCGCUUUGGAACCACCUAUUCCCGUAGCUGAAUAUACCAGUGUGGAUUCCGCUAACUCUGUUCCUCAACUGGAAUCAGUUCCUUUGUCGGUACCAGCCGCGUUGAGGAUUCAAAAUGAAUCAGAGGAUUUUGACCCGGAAGCUCUUGAGAACCCUCUUCCAGAACCAGUUUCAUGCACUGAGGAUUUACUAGAACCUGCACAAGUUCUUCUACAAGAAGAUCCUGUUGAUAUGGAAGACCGAUCGGGCAUGCUGACUGAACCCUCUUCUGUGGAAAUCGUUCCGGAAUCUGCAGAUAAAAACGCCAUAGCUUCUUUGGAAACUAAUUCGAAACCAGAAACGGAAGCCCCAUCACCUAUGGAUGCUGAAAGUACUCCAGAUGUGCAAGUCGUAGCUUCGGAAGCUCAAGAGCUUGUGCCUGCCGCACCAGUAAUGCCAUUGGAAUUUGUUCCAGAAAUAGAAACCUCUGAUCUCACAGAGGAAACCAAGAAUGAGACGGCAGAAAUUGUUUCAGAGCCACGUAGUGCUGAAGUUGCUAGGGGCACACCACCAAUCCCAGUGGAAUGUAUUCAAGAAGAACAACCUCUAUCAUUAGGAAAUAAUGAUCCGGUGGAUAAAGAUAUUACAUCCGCACCUGUUGAAGCUCCUUCCGAUACAGCAUCUACAGAGAGCAACGCUAAUGAAGAAGCGCAAUGCGGUGAAGAUAAUUUAAAGAAGGAUGAUGUAGUAUUAAAAUCAGUAACUGCGAAUUCGGACUUAUCAAGCGAUGCCCAGCUAGCCAGUAUAGACCAGGAAUCACAGGAAAUCGCAGCGGAUCCUGCAACAGAAGGUUCCAUUGCGGAGCGCGAGGUGAAGAAGUGGUACAACGCCGUCGAGAUGCCCAAUAAUCCCUACUCCCCGGAGGCCCUGAAGCAACGCAUCAGUGGCACCCAGGAGCGCUACAUGGAUGUGCCCAACAUCAGUCCGAGUGCUGAGCAAAAAGCACUUGCAUCCGCGCUGACGGAAAAUCCGGAUCCGCCAGCGGAUCCGCCGAAAACGGAUUACAAGCGCUAUAGCCGCGACUACUACAUUAACAAUGCUCCCACGGCCACCGACAGCACGGGGAGUGGAAACGCCGCUACGACCAGCGCACCCGAGGAUGUGGAGGACAUCGUGAUCAACGAGGCUCAAAAGGCAAGCAAACCUGCCACUGAGCAGGAUCCGCCGCAGGAAUCGGUGUACAAAGCCACGCCCGUCCAAGUCCUGGAUGAGUCCCUGGAUUCGCAAUCGAAUCCCUCGCUGUACUCCCUGCAAACCACGACCACAAACACAAGCGAUGAAUCCGAUACGGUUCGCAUUUACGACUUUAACAAGCAGGAAACAACGGUCAUCAGGGCUGCUCCAGCAGAGCAGCAGCCUAGCGACUCCACCACUUCAUCCAUGGAGUCCGCCCAGUGUGCUUUACCUUCGGUAUCUUCAUCUAUUGACUCGUCAGUGUCCAAUAAGCGGGAGCGUCCUGUGGUUCUUCAGUUCGGUCCUGGCGAUUCGGUGCCCACAAUAGGAUCACCUGCUAGUACACCCACGCGGGGAUCCACUCCUCCUGCUUUUAGAUUUUUGCAGCCUAAGCGGCGCCUCAUCGAUCCCAGUCAGGUGCUAUCCGUCGACGAAGAUGAUGUGCCGGAAACAACAACUCCCGCGGCUGAGAAGCCCGUCAUCGAAGAUGAGGUGGCCCAUUCCAUGCCAUCUGUUAAGGCUCUGGCGCAGGCGUUCCUCCUGACCAGCAAGCACACACAACCCCAACGAAGAUGGCGGGCCAAGGUUAGAAUAGCAGCCCCGCCAGACACACCAGAUAAGCCAAACACGUCUCUGGCCAAGCGGCACAAACUGGAGCACGCUGUCUCCAUGGCAGAAGUAGCCGAUGAGUCUACGAUCGCCUCAGACUUGUCAUCACUCGAAACGGAUCCUUCCAUACAUUCCGAGGCCAAUCCACCUGUGGCCUCUCCGGCGAGUCCUGUGCCCGUUCGCCACGGCUUUCUCCGGAGCAAUAUUGCUUUCUUUGAGAAUUUAAAGUUCAAGUGAAUAUACGAAUGCAGUUUUGUUGGUGUGCGACCAUUGGUUGAUCUUCCCGGAGGGGAAAAUGCACGACAAUGGCAAAGCACCCAGCCCAUGAUCCAAACCAAAUCCCCGCCAAAUAUCAUGUGCCAUGGCCUCCAUUUCCCAGUCGAAACAUCACGGAAACAAAGUACUUAACUUCAAUUGGCCCUUAGCAUGCGCCAUUGUUAAUUGUAGUUCGUAUAUACUAUUACAUAAUUCUUUUAUCCAUGGAUACUAUUUAUUUAGCUCUAAGAUAUGUAUUAUGUACUUUUUAGGCGUAAGAUAAACUAUUCCCAACUUCAGCUGAAUAAUGUUUCACUUUACCCGUACUAGUUUAAAUGUUACAUACUUGUAAUCAAUUAAACAUAUAUAAAAGCAAAAA
This is a messenger RNA of Drosophila erecta, 9112 nucleotides long. It is a transcript of the gene M7BP, whose product is annotated as mucin-17. NCBI's taxonomy places the organism in Eukaryota, Metazoa, Arthropoda, Insecta, Diptera, Drosophilidae. The record is from RefSeq and is a predicted model, not a curated record. Bases 445 to 8715 code for a protein of 2756 amino acids. The transcript is spliced from 18 exons.